AUGCCUGAAAUUAACUUAAAUGGCUUGCAGUAUGUUGAAGAUAAUGAACUUAAACAAGCCUGGAAGUCAAGUCGGCGUGAACGAAUAAAGCAACAAGAAGAGAAGAUAUGGGAGGAAUUUAUACAAGAACAAGAUAUAGUGCACAGCGUGUGUGAAAGUGACCCAUAUCAGUUUAUUGAGCAAUUACCAGACACAUAUCUACAAGAGCUGUUGUGUGAACGGCUGAAUAAGAAACAAGAAAAUGAUAUGAGAGAUGAUGAAGAGCAAAGCGAAUUUCCAAUCGAUCCCACGGACAGCGUCCCAGCUCGUGACCACUGUGCUGAUGAAGCGGAGGAUGGCCACAACGUGUUGCACAUAUUCCACGACGAGGUGGACAGCGAAGAGCUAUCUGGCACCGAGGGCGAGGCUUUGGACGAGUCUGGUGGCAGCCCUUGCACCGUGAGGGAGAAGGAAGAGGCUGAAGAGAAACCCCCAGACCCUCAACAGGUCACCGAGAAGGUUUCAAUUAGGUCGUCGGAAAACAUCGCCAGCGUAAUCGAGAACAGCAUCUACUGCGCCAAGGUUAAGGAUCUGCGGGUCAAGAUCAACGAGGAGCUGUUAAGCAUCAUGACGUCGUUAGAGCGCCUCGACCUGUCCAACGAGGACCCUGAAGAUUUGCGGAAGAUGCUGAAACGCUCCGCGGAGUUCUGCUCGAGGUUCAACCGAAUACAUCUGUACCAGCUGCAGAGGCAGGUGAAGGACGCGGAGCGAGGCUGCGGUGUGUCCGGUGCUGCAGCGGCGGGCGGCGGGCGGCACACGCAGCUGCAGGCGCAGCUGCUGCGACUCACCUCGCUGCACCACAACGUGCUGCAGGCGCUCUGUAUGGUGGGGGGGGCGGCGGGGGCGGGGCGUGACGUCACCGCGCUGCUGCGCGCCCUGCCCGCGCCCCAGCGCGCACAAGCGCUCUACGCAGACGAGCUGCUGGCGACAUGUGACAAGUUGGACGAGGCCUUGGAGCGGCACAGCGUGAUGAUGGCAGAUGUGGUGCGCAGACUGGAGGAGCCAGAUAAGAACCCAUACGCGAAGCCGAGCCAGGCCAGAGGACAGAAGAGACCGUCUGCUUCCAGCAAUAAGUCUCCCGCGAAAACCGCGUCCAGGGCCGACGGCAGUCUGUCCAUGUACUCGCUGGACACGCACCGGCUCAGCCUGAGGGGCAAGAGCUCCAGCGCUAGGGUCAACCAGGCCAGCGGAACCUUGAAGGCGCGUGGCAGCGCGGGAAGGGCGCCCAAGAAACUCGCCACGCCCAAAAGCCAAACGAAGUCGCCGGUGAGGAGGCGAGGGCGUCGCGACGCCGAAGUGCCCACGCUGGUUCAGACGGUGGCAACGUGCGCGUCCAGCCGAACGAGCCUGGCGAGAGCCGCGCCGAACAGCGGCAGGGGGGAGGCGCGGCCAACACUGGCCAAGGGCCGGUCGCCGGAAGCCUCCAGGAGGAGCAGCGGCACCUGCAGCCCCAGGUCGCCGACGGCAAAGGGGAACGGCGGGAGAAGCGGCCCUCCCCCCACCGGGCGGUCGCCGACGGUCACCACUGUCGAGAAGCGCUCGCACCGCACUCCCACCACGGUGAGUGCUCGCAAUUUAAUGUACGAAUGGUGCGGGAGAGUAUCUCCUUCUCACUCGCGCCGCCAAGUGGGAACGGGACGGCGAAAGCGUUGGCUAUCCGCGUCCCGCCCCCGCCACACG
Molecule: messenger RNA, 1719 nt
Organism: Iphiclides podalirius (scarce swallowtail)
Lineage: Eukaryota; Metazoa; Arthropoda; Insecta; Lepidoptera; Papilionidae
Source: the annotation of a GenBank genome assembly